AUAGACGGACCGAUCAUAGACUACGCCGGCUGGAGAGGACGCUGGUGCGGUGGGGCGCCUUUCCCCCUCGCCUCCCAAGAUGGCGCAGCAGGUGAACAUCACGGAGCUUUCGCUGCCGCAGCUGGAGGUGCUGAAGAACCAGCUGGACCAGGAAGUGGAGUUCCUUUCUUCAUCCAUUGCACAACUUAAGGUGGUGCAGACAAAAUAUGUGGAAGCCAAGGACUGUCUGACAGUUUUGAAUAAAACCAAUGAAGGUAAAGAGCUACUGGUCCCACUUUCCAGCUCUAUGUAUGUUCCUGGGAAGCUUUCCGAUGUUGCUCAUGUCUUGAUAGAUGUAGGAACAGGUUACUAUGUAGAAAAGUCAGUGGACGAUGCCAGAGAUUUCUUCAAGAGGAAGAUUGAUUUCCUGACGAAACAGAUGGAGAAAAUCCAGCCGGCACUCCAGGAGAAGCACGCAAUGAAGCAAGCUGUAAUAGAGAUGAUGAGCCAUAAGAUUCAGCAACUAACAGCAGCGGGGACCUCACAGGCAGCAGCAGCAAAGGCCUAGCAAACACUGGUCACACACAUGCCUUCGCAGUUCACCAUUUUGUGAUGUAAACCCGAAUUGCUCCCCCAGGAUGCAGCUCUCCAUUCAUCUGUGCAGCUGAGGGUGAGGAGGGGGGGGGACGUUAGUUGUUUUAAUAAAUACGGGAUUGUGAUAUAACAAAAUCUUUUCUGGGAACAAUUACCAUUUUGAGGAUUCCAUCCUUUUAAGGCGGCGGGCUUUCGCUAAUUUUAUUCUUGGGCUGGUUGUUAUGUAUUGCUCUGAUUGUGACAUGAGACGGCCUUUCAUUUUUAAAGCCCAGUGGGAAAUUUUUGUCACUUGUAAAUGGAAUUGUACAAAAUAAACUGGUAGGAUGAGAGAAAGUGCAAUGUGUGUGAA
Molecule: messenger RNA, 922 nt
Organism: Zootoca vivipara (common lizard)
Lineage: Eukaryota; Metazoa; Chordata; Lepidosauria; Squamata; Lacertidae
Gene: PFDN5
Product: prefoldin subunit 5
Biological process (GO): protein folding; RNA polymerase I assembly; RNA polymerase II core complex assembly
Cellular component (GO): cytoplasm; prefoldin complex
Source: RefSeq, a predicted model, not a curated record